AGUUUCCUGAAACUUGGGGAACUGACCGGUGCUAUGGAGGUGACUUUGAGCAGCAGAUCAGCAGCCUGUGCGGCACCUUAUCAAAGGCCUUCUGGAAGUCCAGAUAGAUAACAUCCAUUGGCUCUCCUUGGUCGAACCUGCUCUUUACCUCCUCAAAGAAUUCUAACAGAUUUGUCAGGUGUUUUACAGAAGGAUUGCAUGAUAUUAACAGAAAGGAUAGACACCGCAGAUAGAUCCUCAGCAUAUCCCAGAAACAACUGCAAAACUGUGGGAAGACAUCCAGUCCCUUCACAGCAUUGCUCAGAGAAAGUUGAGCAGUGAAACCAUCAUCUGGAGAUCAGUCAGGUCAGGGGAGCUUUGACAUAUCAUCAGAUCUCAAACUGGUCAGUGGUGUGGAGCCGUCCAUCAGAACCAAUCUUUCUGAAGGUUCGGCUGUGGAUGCUCGUUCAGGGUGAGACCGGGAAGAAGUGUGAGUGGCUUUAAGUGUUCAAUCAUUCAUCGAGCCUCAUGAACCACUGACUCAUUCCGACUGUUUAAGUGCAAAGAGAGUUCCUCAGGCUCAGAUCUCCAAACUCACAAAGUACAUCUGUUUCACAAUUGUUAAUACGAGGGCAGCUACAUGGAACAUGAACCCUUCAAGUGUGAAAUGUGUGACAAAUCUUUUGAGGCCUCUUCAACUCUUCUGAGACAUCAACGUAAUCACACAGGGCAGAAACCCUUCAGAUGUGGCAUUUGCAAGAUGACUUUCACCCAAUCCUCUGAUCUCCUGACACACCAGAGAAUUCACACAGGGGAGAAACCAUUUAUUUGUGAAGUGUGUGACCAAUCAUUCUCCCGCUCAUCAACCCUCCGUGCACAUCAACGUGUCCACACAGGAGAGAGGCCAUUCACAUGUGAGGUGUGUGAUAAGUCAUUCUCACACUCAUCAACUCUGCGCACACAUCAGCACAUUCACACAGGGCUGAAACCAUUCACUUGCGAGGUGUGUGAGCAAUCUUUCUCACGUUCAUCAACCCUUCGAACACAUCUACGUAUUCACACUGGGGAGAAACCAUUCACAUGCGAGGUGUGUGACAAAUCGUUUUCACACUUAUCAACUCUUCGGAUCCACCAGCGCGUUCAUACAGGGGAGAAACCAUUCAUGUGUAUGGUGUGUGACAAAUCAUUCUCACACUUAUCAACCCUCUGUACACACCAACGGAUUCACACAGGGGAGAAGCCAUUCACCUGCAAGGUAUGUGACAAAUCAUUCUCAGACUUAGCAGGCCUCCAUGUUCAUCAGCGGAUUCACACAGGAGAGAAAUCAUUCACGUGUGAAGUGUGUGACAAAUCAUUCUCACAAUCAUCAAGCCUCCGCAGACAUCAACGCAUUCACACAAGGGAGAAGCUGUUCACAUCCAAUGUGUGCGACAAGUCAUUCUCAAGGUCAUGGAAUCUCCUGCUCCAAUAAAGGAUCCACAAAAGGAUUAAACCUUCAUCCAAUUUCUCAAAGCACCAGACUAUUUGCAUAGGAAAGAAACUAUUCAUGUUUGAAAUAUUUAAUGAAACAUUCAUUCAGUCAAUGUAUCUCCUGAUCCGUCACCAUACCCACAAAGAGAAGAAACUCUUAUUAUGUGAGAAUUCUGUAAUAAAGCUUUUAUGCAGUUGCUGGAGCUCCUGGAUCAUCAGCACACCAACAUAGGAGCUACCGACAGAUGUGAAGGCAGUUCAGUAAUUUUAUUGGGUUUGUGAACUAGCUCACUAAGUCUUAGCCCAAUCUGCUCUCAUAAGUGUUUACCUGCACCCAGUCUCACUGUGCAGGGUGUUCAGUGGGACUGGGACACAGAACAAGAAGCAGCUUUCACUCCCAUCAAACAACUAGUGAUGACAUCACCAGUGCUGAGGGAUGAUGAUGUAACAAUGGAGUCACCCUGCAGUGUGAUGUCAGUGAAACAGGACUUGGAGUAACCCUCAGGCAGUGAGGACAGCCCGCUGUGUUUGUAUCCAGAGGGUUUACACAAACUGAACACUGUACACAGAUUAAAAAAAGAGAGACUGGAUAUUAUCUUUGUUUGUGAGCUGCUCAACCAGCACCCGUUAAGGAGAGAGAAAAUGAUGGUAGAGUCUGACCACAAGGCAAUUCAGAGCAUCUUUCUCAAAUCACCUGCAUUUGCUUUAAAGCAGCUACAAAAUAUGCCAAUUCAUUUAGAGGCAUGUCACUGGGAAGUGAAGUACAAACAAGGGAAGCAGAUGUACAUCAGUGACAUGAUGAGAGCUACACUCUCUCUGAAGUUGAUGCUGAUGCAGUGUGUGAAAUAUUUCAGAUUUAACCAGAAGCAACAGCACAACAUGCUGUGGAAACCAGCAAUCCAGCAGAGACAUUGAAUCUGACAGAUAAUAUCACACAAAAAUAAUGCUUCAAAGGCUACAGAGAUGAAGUGAUUGCCCAAGAUGGCAGGAUAUUAUUGUCAUUACAACAACAUGGCUAAGGGAUGGAUGGGAUUGGUAGCUUAAUGUGUCAGGGUACACGUGCUUUAUGUGGGACAGGGAUGGUGGAAAGAGGGGAGAGGGAGGUUCCAUGUUUGAUUAACAUGAGUAUCACAACAGUAAUCAGAGAUGAAAUUGCAGAAGAAUCAUCCAGUGAGGCUUUAUGUGUGGAGCUAUGAAAUAAGAAGUGGAUGGUGACGUUAUUGGGGUUAUACUAUAGCCCUCAAAAAGUAUACAGGAAUUCAAGGAACAAAUAUGCAGGGAUAAUAGGGAGACUUGCAGGAGCAAAAGGUUUGUCAUAGUGGGAGAUUUUAAUUUUCUUUACAUAGAUUGGGACUGCCAUAGCAUUAAGGGCUUCGAUGGAGAGGAAUUUGUUAAGUGUUUUUCGGAAAUUUUCCUCAAACAGAAUAUGGAGAGUCCUACUCGGCAAGGGUUGAAGAAUGUGAAUCUCCAAUACCUGCAGUCCUCACUUUCUCCAAUGCAGGAAGAGGCAAAACUUGAUCUGUUCUUGGGAAAUAGAGCAGGACAGGUGACUGAGGUGACAAUAGGGGAGCACUUUGGAACCAGUGAUCAUAGUUCUACUAAUUUUAAGAUAGCUAUGGAGAUGGAAAAAAAACUGGUCCACAGGUUUAAGUUCUAAAUUGGGGCAAGGCGAAUUUGGAUGGAAUUAGACAGGAACUUGCAGGACUCUGAUUGCAGUAGUUUGUUUGCAGCAAAGAGACCUCCGGCAAGUGGGAUUCCUUUAAAAGUGAGAUAGCUAGAAUUCAAGGUCUGUAUGUUCCUGUGAGGAUGAAAGGCAAGGUUGACAGGGAUACAGAACCCUGGGUGACAAGAGAUAUUGAGGCUUUGCCAGAAAAAAGAAGGCAUAGCUCAGGUACACUUAGCUCAGGUGCAGCAUGGUGGCUCAGUGGUUAGCAUAAAAAGUUUAGUGUCAUCUGCAAACUUACUAAUCAUACCUUGGACAGGGAUGAGAAUGUCCAAGGUAUGAUUAGUAAGUUUGCAGAUGACACUAAAAUAGGCAGUAUCUUGGACAGUGAGGAAGGUUAUCAGAAAUUGCAGCAGGACUUUGAUCACCUGGGGUAGUGGACCAAGAAAUGGCAAAUGAAGUUUAAUAUAAAUAAGUGUGAGAUCUUUGGAAGGACAAAUCAAGGUUGGAGUUUCAUGGUGAAUGGUAGGGCCUGAAGGAAUGUAGUGGAACAGACGAAUCUUGGGGUUUGGGUGCAAGGUUCUCUGAAAGUGGAGUGAAAGAUAGACAGGGCAGUGAAGAAGGCUUUUGGUGCACUAGCCUUCAUCAGUCAGAGCUCUGAGUAUUGAAGCUGAGAAGUUAUGUUGUAGUUGUACAGGAUGUUGGUGAGGCCAUACUUCGAGUAUUGUAUUCAGUUUUGGUCACCUUGUCACCUUGCUCUAGGAAGGAUGUUAUUAAACUGGAAAGAGUGCAGAAACAAUUUAUAAUGAUGUUGCCAGGACUCAAGAGUCUGAGUUUUAGACAGAGGCUAGGCAAGCUAGGACUUUUUUCUCUAGAGCCCAUGAGACUGAGGGGGGAGUCUUAAAGAAGUGUAUAAGAUCAUAAGAGGCAUGGAUACACUCAGUCUUUUUUCCCAGAGUUGGGGAAUCGAGGACAAGAGGGCAUCAGCUUAAGGUUAGAGGGAAAAGAAUAAAAGGGAACCUGAGGGGCAAUGAUUUUACAGAGGUUGGUAUGCAUAUGAAAUGAAGUGGUUGAGACGGGUACAUUAACAAUAUUUAAAAGGCAUUUGGACAAAUGCAUGGAUAGGAAAAGUGGUUAGCACAGCUGCCUCACAGUGCCAGAGACCCAGGUUCAAUUCCCACCUCAGGCGACUGACUGUAUGGAGUUUGCACAUUCUCCCCGUGUUUGCAUGGGUUUCCUCUGAGUGCUCCAGUUUCCUCCCACAUUCCAAAAAUGUGCAGGUUAGGUGAAUUGGCCGUGCUAAAUUGCCCGUAGUGUUAGUGCAAGGGUAAAUGUAGGGGAAUGGGUCUGGGUGGGUGCGCUUCGGUGGGUCGGUGUGGAUUUGUUGGGCUGAAAGGCCUGUUUCCACACUAAGUAAUCUAAUCUAAUGUAAUCAUAUGGGCUUAGUGCAGGGAAAUGGGGUUAGCAUAGAUGGAUAUUUUGGUUGGCAUGGACCAGUCUGGGCCAAAGGGCUUGUCUCCAGGCCAGACUCUAUAACUCUAUGACCAUUCGCCCUAAAAAUAUGAGAAAAGAGAUGAUGAAACAUAUCCCAAACCAAGAAUCCAGGACUCGAGUCCAGUCUGAGAAAGGUCACAGAAGUGCUGUACUGGCUAAACAUGAGUAAAGAAAUGAAGGACCACAUCAGCCAGUGCAGUGCUUGUAAUGAACAUCAAACUCAAGAAGAUAAAGAGCUGCUCAUGACUCAUGACAUUUCAAACAGCUCAUUGAUGAAGGUUCGAGUAGACCUCUUCACUCUCACUGGAACUGAUUAUCAUCACAGUCAACUACAGUGAAGAAUUCAGACACUUCCGGAAUGACUGAAAAAUUCAGAACCACACAUCUUUUCCACACUAUCCCCAGUCAAAUGGAAAGGCUGAGGCAGUGGUAACAAUUGCUAAAAUAAUGAUCAAAAAGUUUAGCCAGCUACCAAUAUCAUGUCGUGGCCAGACUGUUCUUCCAACAGUACAAACUUAAUGAAGCCUCAACUUGUAACAGCCGAGAGUAACGUGGUCAAAGUAAAAUGACAGAAAUUCAAAUGUCACUUUGAUCAAGUUUCCAAAUCACUUCCAGAAGAAAUAGUCAGAAUGUAAACAUUCAACGCACUACACAGAAGUCAGCUCAUUUUGGCAACUAGAGACCUGUGUGGAGAAGUUUCACCUUGGAUGUAAAUGAUGAAAAUGAAUGGCCAGAUCUGUUGUCUCACCUGCAGAUAUUUAUGUGUCCAUCUGGAUAACUGCUCCUUCACUGUAGUAGCUGAUGAGUUAGGUUUGAUUUCACCAACCGAACAAAGAACUGAAUGCCCAUCAGUACAGUGGUCAAUCCUUUUCCAACACAUGUACAACAACAAUAUCUUCCCACGGCAACAAUGUUCCCCAGAGAGACUGAAGGAUUCAGGUUCAAAAUACAUGCAUACAAAUAGUUUAAAAAGUGCUGAUCAGAAAAACUGACUGGUGACUGCAGUUUUUAACCAAGCUCAUUUGCAAGCCUAACAUGAUCAAUUCCCUUCACAAGAAUGUGAAGCUGUUGAUGAGAAUUACACACAAAUAAAAAAUGGAAUCGUGUGGAUUCCUGCUUUAAUACAAACACAAAUGUUAUUGUGAGAUCUGAUAGGUAAAUAAGAAAAAACAGAUAAAAGAAACACUAGGCCCCAAGUCUUAAUGUCUUGUUUGAAAUGCUACCGUGAAUAAUCAGAUUGACCAACAUGACUGCUCCCUAAUGCUAGUUCUCAAGAAUAAAUUUAAGAUUGUUUUUAGGAAUUAAAUAGGCAUCAUCAUUACAGUCCAACACCGGCAUCUCCAAAUCAUCAUUACAAUAGAUUGUCCUCUUCGCUUAAUCUAGGACAGUAUUUUGGUGCUCUAUUAUUUCUUGAGUGACUAUUACCAUGCAACCUCUUAAAUACAGAAUGCCAAAAAUUUAUUAUGAGUUGUUCAACAAAACAUGAACAAUUUGUAUAUUUGUUGAAUUCAGUCAGAUUUACUUCAAAUUCAUUGUGAACCCAUUAUCCCACUCUCUUGGGGGUCAAAGUUUAGUUUAACUUAGCUUGAAGUUUGACAGAUAUCCUUACCUCCUUUUAAAAGUGCUUUGUUUGUAACAAGUAAUGUCUAAAUGAGCUGUUUUUCCUUUUUAUUUAGCUUUGCAAUUUAUGAUGUA
This is a messenger RNA of Hemiscyllium ocellatum (epaulette shark), 6301 nucleotides long. RefSeq names its product zinc finger protein 271-like. Gene Ontology annotation, molecular function: RNA polymerase II cis-regulatory region sequence-specific DNA binding; DNA-binding transcription activator activity, RNA polymerase II-specific. Lineage: Eukaryota; Metazoa; Chordata; Chondrichthyes; Orectolobiformes; Hemiscylliidae. The record is from RefSeq and is a predicted model, not a curated record. Gene Ontology annotation, biological process: regulation of transcription by RNA polymerase II. Gene Ontology annotation, cellular component: nucleus. Bases 620 to 1450 code for a protein of 276 amino acids. The transcript is spliced from 3 exons.